This is a messenger RNA of Misgurnus anguillicaudatus (oriental weatherfish), 4123 nucleotides long. The record is from RefSeq and is a predicted model, not a curated record. NCBI's taxonomy places the organism in Eukaryota, Metazoa, Chordata, Actinopteri, Cypriniformes, Cobitidae.
UUAGUCUAAAGCUGCCUUUCCACUGUACAUGACAAAUGACAGACAAUAAACCGUAAGGAGAGUCACUAAGGGGCUGCGUGGGGUGCCAACCAUCUGUGGAUGGCAUGUUCUGCUCAGUGAAAAAUAUUAAUCUUCUCAUCGCUGGAAGUCUUAAACGAAGAAGGAAACAUAAUUGAAGAUAAUCACAAGCAUUUUCAAAGACAGAAAUUUACAGCAAUGGGCAACAGUCAGUCUGCUCUAAGAGACCAUGGCUACACAUUAGUGAGUGAAGAAAAGAACAAGAUCCUGGUGAAAAAUGAAGCUGGUGACCUGUUUGUCAUUAAGAAGUUGAGAGCUAACCAGGAUGAAUUAAAUUUUCUCCUCCAGCUCAGUCAUCCACACAUCGUCCAUCAUAAGGAAAUCAUCACAGAUUCAGACUAUUUGUAUCUUCUGCUGGAGCACUGUGAAGGUGGAGAUCUUGCUCAGAAAAUUCAAAACAAAAAAAAGGAAGCAGAUCAAUAUUCUGAGAAUGAGAUCCUGGACUGUGUUGUGGAGAUCUGCAUGGCUUUGAAAUACCUGCAUGAUAAACAGAUCCUGCAUAAAAACCUGCAGCCUGAGAGCAUAUUCUUCACUUCAUUUGGAACAAUCCGUCUUGGCGAGUUUGGAGUAAUUCAUCAAUGGUCCACCAAAAAGCCAACUGCAGAAAAUAAACCUUCAUAUGUUGCACCUGAGAUUUUGAAUGGCAAACCUUAUGAGGAGAAAACUGAAAUAUGGAUGUUGGGAUGUCUUAUCUAUGAGCUGUGCAUGCUGAAAUGUGCGUUUCCUGCAAUAUUCUCAGUUGAGACUAUUGGAAGAAUACUCACAUCCUCCUAUGAAACUCUUCCUCUGACCUUCUCUGAGGAGCUUCGUCAGCUGGUAAAAGACACACUUCAACCUGAUCCAGCAUGUCGUCCGUCUGUCAGCGAGAUCUUGACCAGACCUUUCAUCAUUAAUUAUCUUCGUGAAAAGAUCUUGCAAACUAUUCAUAGUCUUGAUACAACACUUAAGUUCCUAAGAGCCCUAGCUUAUGAUUUGGAAAGAGUCCAUUUCAACACAACUGUAGGAAGUCUCACUGGAGGUCUAGUGGGAUUGGCAGGAGGAAUCACAUCUGUGGUGGGACUUAUUCUCACACCAUUCACUCUUGGAGCGUCUCUAAUAGUAACAGGAGUGGGAAUCGGUGUGGCAGUAGCUGGAGGAGUAACUGCUGGUACCUGCAACAUAACAAACAUGGUUAGCCAGAGCACAAACCGGGAAAAGAUCAAAAUGCUCAUAAAAGAGUUCCAAGAAAAGCUUGCCUCCACAGUUUGCUGCAUCCAAAACAUCCAAAUAGCUAUGGAAACUUUAGAAAAACAGUUUUCCACAAGCGAUGAUGCAUUUGUCUUUACAGAACUGGGGGCAAAUGUUGGAGCUCGUCUUGGGCGAGGACUGGGUGGAAUUCCAGAGAUUUUCCGUGUAAUUGAAGUUGCAAAUAUUGGGAAGAUAGCAGCUCAGGCCGCAAGAGCUGUUCGUGUGGCUGAAGCGGCUACAGGAGUUUUGGCUGCACUUUUUAUAGCAGUUGAUGUCUUCUUUGUGUUUCUUGACUCCAGAGAAAUCCACAACAUCCGCCAAGAUAAUGCAAGAAUAUUAAAAAUGAGUCGACAAGGAUUAGCACCCACCAGCAACCAAAGCACAGAGUUGACUGGCCAGACAUCAAAUAGCAGCGACACAACAAAUCUACUGCCUUCAAACACUCAACAGGCAGAAGAGCUGAAGUCUGAGACCAUGAAAUUUGUGAUAAAAAUAAGGGAGACAACAGAGGAGCUUCAGACAAUUCUGGAUACACUACGAGACGCAAUGCACCCAAACUCUGAGACGUCAAACACCGAAAACUAAGAAUUGGUAGUAAAGCUCAGUUUUUCAGUCAUAGACUGAUUAUAGAAAAAAGAAGAAAAAGGAAUGCUUCUCUGGGUCAAAAAAAUAUAAAUAAUGUAUAAACAUUCCAGGGUGCUCUUCAAAAAUGGGCCUAUACUAUAAUAACAUUGAGAGAAAAGAAAAAUGAGGCACUCCUGAUAAACGUAUAAAAAGCCUUUAAUCAAACAAUGGCUACAUGCCUACGCGUUUCAACUACACAGUUUUCAUCAGGGCAUGCCAAACAUACACAGGUGAAUGCAUUUAUCAGGUUGAGAGGUAUGGGAAUGGUCACAUGACCCAAGCCCCACCCCCAAACCUAACAACAACUAAGAUAAAACUUAUUUAAUUCUCUACAUUACAGCCAAACACACUGAGCUGUUCACAAAGAAUACACUAAUAGUAAAAAACAAGUAACGAUUGCACAAAAUAUUUGUUACACUUGAACAUUGCUAUGCACACACAUAUCAAAAACAUAUUACCCAUGAUAAGUCUAAAAACAAACAUUAGAAAAGUACUACCAAAGAUAUAUCAAGAUAACUAAAUGCCCUAUACAAAUGGUGAGAAAUCCACAUCAUCAUUUAAUCCUGGAAAGGUAGUGGCUCUAAGUUUUACAAUCCACCAGGUUUCCCUUUGAAGAAGACGUCGAAGCCUGUCACCACCCCUUACAUUCCUAGAGAUUACUUCAAUGACCAUUACCUUCAAAUUAUUCAAAUUCAUGUGCCCAGCCUCUUUGAAAUGCACAGCCAUAGGGUAGUUAGGAUUCACAGUUCUGAUGGCGUAUUUGUGCUCUGCAAGACGUUCUUUGAGUCUUCGCUUAGUACGUCCAACAUAGAAACACCCACACUCACAUUCAAGUCUGUAAACAACAUAGGUGGUGUUAUAGACUGAUUAUAGUUGUAGCAAUAGUUAGGUUAUGAUAACUGUAUAUACUUUCCAUAACAAAAUACCAUAUAAAAUAUUUUAUUGCUAGUUUCAAUAUUGCUCAUUUACAGGGAGUACAGCAAGCUGAAAUGCUGCUGUUGUGGCAUCUCAGAAAGUUUCUCUAUGUUAAGAAUGGGAUUUCUAACAUUUUUCUUUGAUAUUUAGGAAAUCAGAAAUCAUAGCACCUUUUCUUGUCUUUUUAUGUUUGUGGCUUCUUAAUUUAAUUUUCUUUCACUUGCACUAAAAUAAAAAUAUCACCAAAAUGUAAACAUGUAUAGUUUCUUCUGAUUUAAUUCACUACAUUUUAACAGGCCUAUUAACAUCUAUUUGUGUUUAUAAUUACAUAAAUUCAAACCCUGUGCCUAUCUUAAGUCUGGGACAGGAAACAAACCAGUUUAUUUAGCAGUUUAGCUUGUUGUUAUGAACAUUUUUAAGAUAUGACUUUUUCCCAGUUUCAAAGUCAAGGCUUAAAGCAACACUAUGUAGUUUUUUUACAUUUAAAUAAUGUCUCUAAAAUUAUUUCAGUGAUAGAACAACUUUUAACUGGACAAAUUGUACUGUUGCUGCAACCUGAGCAGCCUCCUAGCUGCUACAAGCACACUCUGAAAGUGGCGGUGGAGGGUAGAGCACACAGCCCCGUCCCUCCCCCUGGCUGCAGAAGAGUGUCUGAUACCAGGAACUGUUGCGUUUUUCAACCACAUGGGGGAGCUGUAAGUCAUUUUUACAUGGAAACUACAUAGUGUUGCUUUAAGGCUAGUCCUAGACUAAGGGCGCACUCACACUAUCCAAACCAUUCUGCGCUCGGGCGCGUUUGACCCCCAAAGCCUGGUUGGUUUGACUAGUGUGAUCGCUCUGUUCCGCGUCAGGGCGCGGAUUGGUUAAUCGCGCCACGGCCGGGUUGCAGAGGUGGGCCGGAGCGCGAUUCAAAAGGUGAAGACGUCAGUUGCGCGACCACUCACCUUCAUCUGCCUUCGUACAAACCUUUUGAUGCGCGCAACGGGGUUACGUGAAUGUACGAGCUGCGCACGUGACAGAUCAACUAAACAAUAUGAUGACAUGUGAGAGGGCUGUCUGUAAUCGCGCACCAAACGACUCCGAAUAAAAAACACAGACUUAUCAUUACGGUGGGUGCCAGUGUUAAGAGAGAGCUUUACUUCCUGCUUUUUUCAAAACAAUCGCAUCUUAAUGACGAAAGCGCGCCCGGACUCGGAUCGAUAAAAAGUACAGUGUGUGAGUGCGUGCACCUGGGGGAGUAGGGAGGGGUGACAAUCGCGCUGGGGCAUGGUUUGGUUUG